Neurospora crassa OR74A is the source of this 2200-nucleotide messenger RNA. Its product is annotated as DUF1649 domain-containing protein. The transcript is spliced from 2 exons. Gene Ontology annotation, biological process: autophagosome assembly; autophagy. Gene Ontology annotation, cellular component: phagophore assembly site. Bases 457 to 1272 code for a protein of 271 amino acids. The record is from RefSeq and is a predicted model, not a curated record. Lineage: Eukaryota; Fungi; Ascomycota; Sordariomycetes; Sordariales; Sordariaceae.
UCCGCCCAAAACCGCCCUUGUCCUUAAACCUCUUUGACCGCCCAGCAGCCGCCCCCCCGAAGCCGCGCCAGGGAACUAGGGAGAUCUCUGCAGACCUUGCAGAGUGCAGAGAACUGCUGCCGUGGUGACUCUGCGUUUGCCCCUCGAUUUGUUCCAUCACAUUGCAUUUUGUAAUCUCCUGCCGUACUUUGUACCUCAAUCCAACAUCCAUUCAGUUACCCCUCCAUCAUCCCAUCCCAUCCUGCCGCCGCUUAUCGCUUGUCGCCGACGGUCGCCUGCCGUACUCGCAUGACCUGAAGAAACCGGGAAAGGGAAAGAAUACUUGAACGACGGGAAGCGCCGGACUUCUCUCCGCAAAAACCUCAGCCCGCUGCGCACAACAAACUACCUAGGAACCGCCGUCAUCCCAGCACCCCAGCGAUAAUUUCCAAUCUAUACCAUACCGAUACCGCAACCAUGGAGAAAGUCGCGCCCGAGUUCACUCUCGAAGCCUUUGCCGAUCCCGCCUCCGUGCGCGACGUCGUCCGCGGCAUCCUCCACACCAUCUUCUUCCUGCGCUACUUCGUCUCCCACGAACCCAAGACGCGCGACGUGUGCGGCCUCGAACUGGCCUACAUUCCCGACGCCGAGAUCGAGACGCUCAUUGACCAGCGGGUCGCCACGCUCGUGCGCCAGCUCGAGGUUGACCGCAACCAGUCUUCUUCGUCACAACAUCCUUAUGGCGGCGGUGGCCCCGGCUAUAGCGGAGGCGGUGGAGGUCGCGGGCAGAUAACAGUGCAGUUCUUUGAGAAGAAGCGCAGGAAGACGUGGUACGGUAUGGGGAGGGGUGACGACGAGGUAUGUUGGGAGAACUGGACGGUCAAGGUGACGGUCGCUGAACCGAGGACGGAGUCAGAACGACAUAAAGUUCGGAACGCAAUGGAAUCCACCCUCCAAUCAACCGUUUUCAAAUGCAUCACCAUCGCAAACACCCACAAGGACCACAUCCCACCCAUCACCACCAACGAUUCCAAUCCCUUCACCUACCAGAUCCACGUCAACCCCCACCACGGCCUCCACGUCACCUCCCAGCAACACCUUCAGAGCGCCAGCAGCAAGGAAGCAGCAGCACGAAGCGAUUUUGGAAGCUCGGGAAACGGUGGCAGUAGCAGCGGAACUGGCGGAAGCGGACGAGGGGCAGGGAGAGGGGGAGCAGGCGGGCUAGCAGGUGCCGCGGGCGGUGCGGCAGCGGCGGUUGUUGGCUCGUGGGCCACCAGGAUGGGCAUUUACUAGAAGGACAGUCCCCCCUGGCUCCUCAACUCUGUAGGGAGUGCGAUCGUGAACGUGGGCCUUUCGGUGCGCGAUGCUGCUGUGAGGCUGGAUGAGGUGUGCGGCAGGACGCUUGAUAGGUGGGACAGAGAGUUCCAGUAUGUCCUUGAUAAGGAAGAGGACGCGAAUCCGGGAAGCAGAAGAUAAAGGCGGAGGAGGAGGAAACGAUGAGAGAGAGUAGGAUGAGAAGCGUCGAUAAACUAGGUGAAGAGGCGGGAAUCAUCAUUCUUGGGGAAGAAGGGACAGACAGGCCUGCGGUCGAGAAGAGACGUUGAACGCGAUGAGGGAAGUUUGAGGUGGAAUGAGCGAGUUUUUUCCUUCAGGCUUGAACGGGACCACACACAACAGGGCAGGGCAUUCUUGACGCUUGUCUUCCCUCCUGAUUUCUGACGCCAUUCAACAUCUUGACCCCGCUACACUAUAAUUAUUCAAGGCUUGCAGCGGUUUUAGGGGGGAAAGGAAUUUGGAGUGUCUAAACCUCCAAGAAGCGAGGGAAAGAUGUUUAUUAUGAUUACCAUCGAUAACAAAGCAUGGAUAAAGGGCGUUAUGGGAUCAAUCUACAGGAUAUGGGGACGGGACGGGAGAAGGUUAAACGGGACUUGCUUGACAGAGGACCAACCAAACAAACCGGGUUACUUAGCCAUAGAUAUAUUUCAUCGAUUUACGUAUUUUGGGGGGUGGGGUACAGCAUAAACGAACGCCACCGGGACGAACGAAAUUAUGAUUAUUAUUAUUAUUCAUCACAGCAGAAAACCGAUCCCUUCUUUUGGGGCAUUGAUGAGGGUCUUUUCUGUUGUUGCUAAUCAGCAUGCUACCCAUAUUGGCUAGAGGCUGAUCUUUGGGAUUUAGUGGGACAACUAAUAUACAGGACUAUCAAUCAUCUUGAUACACA